Molecule: messenger RNA, 450 nt
Organism: Closterium sp. NIES-65
Lineage: Eukaryota; Viridiplantae; Streptophyta; Zygnematophyceae; Desmidiales; Closteriaceae
Source: the annotation of a GenBank genome assembly
AUGGCCACUCUUCGCUCCGCGUUCAUCCUCGCGUUGGUCCUCGUCUCUCUCCCUGCGCUCUAUGCCGCGGUUGCGCCACUGCAGGGUGACGUGGCUGGUGGAAGUGCAGGCGUGGACGCGGCGAGUUGGGGGCGCAAGCUGCUGGAAGCGAGCGGUGGUGACCUGGACGUGGGUGGCGAGGAGGAGGAGGUGGGGGAGGCGACGGACGGGCUGGACGAGGCGGUGCGGGUGCUGCUGAACUGGAAGAAGAUCAAGAGCGGGAUCAAGAACGCGGCGAAUCAGGCGGCAAAGAGCGAGGCGGGGCGGAAGGCGGGAGGGUUGGUGAAGAAUGUGGUGAAGAAGGGCGGCAAGGAGGCGCUCACGGCUGCAGUCAACGCGUUCUGCAGCGGCAAGGGCGCCAAGGGUGCCCUGCAGGCGGGCGCUGGCUCAUUCAUGCUUCUUCUACCGUAA